GGAAGUGGUGGACCGGAAGUGGGUGUGAAUAUGGAGGCCGCGGAGAACUGGCUGGUGGAAUCCUUGCGCUUGUACCAGGAUUUCCAUGCCUUUGAGCUCUUGGCAGCUACCCGAGUCCUUGAGUGGAUUGGUGACAAAGGAGUCUUUGUUGCUGGCUAUGAACGCCUGAAAAGAAACGAGAUUCUUCAUCUGCUACUGCCUUUUCGACUUUCUGUAAAAGAAAACCAGGGUCUAUUCCCAGAGAGAGAUUUCAAGGUCCGCCAUGGAGGCUUCUCAGACAGAGCUGUCUGUGAUCUGAAGCACGUGCCGGGCACCAGAUUGCUGGUGACCAGUGGCCUUCCAGGUUGUUCCCUGCAGGUGUGGCAGGUUGCCGAGGACAGUGAUAUCAUUAAAGCUGUCAGCACCAUUGCAGUGGACGAAGGAGAAGAGAGUCUCUGGCCUAGGGUGUCUGUCUUCUCAUCCAUGGCCCCGGGGGUCCUCCACGGGGUGAGGCUCAGCGGGCUGCGGGUUGUGGACCUGGAGUCCCAGAAGACCACUUACGCCUCAGGUGUCACUGACGGUGAGGAACUGAGUAGCCUGCAGGUCCUGGAUGCGCACACCUUUGCCUUCUGCUGCACCUCGGGCCGGCUGGGGCUUGUCGACAUCCGCCAUCAGUGGGCUCCAUCUGAGAACCUCAGCCCCAACCCACGCGGGGGCAGGUGGUGCGCAGAAAUCAAGGGCCAGGGUCAGAGCCCAGGACCCAGCGUAGCCAGCCUGGGCUCAGAGGGACAGCUGUCUCUUCUUGACCCCCGGAACCUCGACCAUCCUGUGAGCUCAGUCCAGUGCCCAGUGCCCACACCCAGUCCUGACCCAGAGCUACUGCGAGUGACUUGGGCUCCCAGCCUGGGCAACUGCGUGGCCAUUUCAGGUUUUGAUGGGACAGUCCAGGUCUAUGACGUCACGUCUUGGGACAGAACAGGGGGCCAGGUGGAACCUCUCUUCACCCACAGAGGUCACAUCUUCCUAGAUGACCAUGGAACUGACACAGCCCCGUUGAUCACCACUCACACCUGGCACCCCCGCAAACCCAGGACUUUGUUAUCUGCAGCAAGCGAUGCCUCUCUGCACGUGUGGGACUGGGUAGGCCCGGGCGGCUCCUGCUGACGGCAGGUCUCCUUCUGCCCCAAAGCCACUGUGUGGCUCAGGCGUUGAUGGAGGCUUCAGGUGCCCACGCAUCUCUGAUACCAGCUGAGCGGUCCUGGGCUGCUGAAUCUGCCUCUCAGCUCAUUAGUAUAGCUGUAAAGUGAUAAUAGUAAUCAUGACCUGGCAGGGCUGUUGGAGAAGUGAUGUUAUUUAAAAACAAGCCAACAAGAGCUUGCGGGAUGUACCACUGAUGUGUCUGCAUUUGUUAGAUGUAGGCAGCUUAUCCCUGGUUACUGCUAGAAUCACAAGAGCUAACAGACAUGUCUUCUGAGAUUUUUUUUAUAGAACUACAACUGUAUGGGGGCCAAUAAAUACUUAACAAGU
Molecule: messenger RNA, 1506 nt
Organism: Erinaceus europaeus (western European hedgehog)
Lineage: Eukaryota; Metazoa; Chordata; Mammalia; Eulipotyphla; Erinaceidae
Gene: WDR73
Product: WD repeat domain 73
Exons: 8
Coding region: 31-1143 (370 amino acids)
Biological process (GO): cytoplasmic microtubule organization
Cellular component (GO): spindle pole; cytosol
Molecular function (GO): protein binding
Source: RefSeq, a predicted model, not a curated record